AAAUGUGAAAUGCGUGCGUGUGUUUUGUGUCGGUGUGUUGUGUCUCUGUUCUUUUAAUGCGUUGUUUUCGCUUUAAUUUUGAUAAAGGUAGCUUGGAUGAAUGAAGUCACAUAGCAGCAAGUUUUGAGCUGAAGAUUAUCAGACCCUUUCUUUUUACUGAGUAUACCCACUCACAGAUCUAGCAUGGGUAGGGGCAUUAUGGAAACAUCAGCUUGGCCAGACAGUGAGGCGUGCUGGUUUCUCUCACAAGAGGUAUUUCGCUCACUAAAGCAGAUCUCUGACACCAUUGAGGAGUGUAUAGAGCUGUUUCCAUCACUGCUGCAGGACCCUCAUGAAGCACAGGCUCGCCAGGAGCGGUUUGUGAUGCAGCAGGCAGCCAACCAGAGCUCUAAUGACACAGCCAAGUGUGUGCUAGUGUUGCAGGGUAACCUCAUAGUCCAGGCUGAACUGCAGAUUAAAAUUCAAAAGCACCCCAACACCAUACACAAGACAUCCAUCAACCAGGACAAACCAUGGGUGCUGACACAGAUUCAGGAUUCCGGCAACUUCCUGGCUGAAGCCCGACGGAAGGUUCGCGAGGCGGCGCAGUUGCGCCAGCGGCUCGCCGCCGACGACGCCAAAACGGAGCCGGACGUCCAGCUGCUGCGCUUCAUCGCCGCCCGCCUGGGCGUCAUCAUGGACGAGCUGAUGAUGGUGCUGAAGCGCGGCCGCGACUGCUUGCUCAGCCCGCGCAAAAAGACCAUCGAGGACCACCUCAACAGCGAGAACAUGAAGGCGCUGAACCCGGCGCUGCCCGGAGACACCGCCGUCAGCUUCUACGUGCAGGGCCACCGGCUGAUGCUGGCCGUCUACCACCUGGUCUCACAGCAGGGCAACAUGCGCUUCGACUCGUUUCUCGCCGAGUGUACAGUCUCCAAGCUGAACAGCAUUCUAAUCUGCUACACACGAGCAUUCCAGAUGUGCCAGCAGAUCAAGAACAAGCUGUUUUGGGCGACCAAAUGCAACGAAGUGAAGAAUUUCCGUUAUGCAGGGUUCGGGCAGAACAGCGUUUGGUGAGUUACCGUUUCAACUCGCACUGUGCGGUAUGUUCAUUUUUCAAUAUGUUUUCUCUUGUGUUGUCUGUAAAACUUAACGAGUAUGUUGCGAUUGAUUCCAUGAAACGACACAGUCAAGUGUGUGCUGUGACCUGUGUCGCCUGUGCUGUCAUCUGUACAGGGCUAUCCCAUCGCGACCAAACGAUGAGCAGUGAAAGGAAUUGGUUAACGUUUUCUUAGGAUGUAAUAUUUCCGUUAAAAUAUUUUCCCAUCCAAAUUCCGAUGGGUCACAUUAGUUGAUCAGUUGACUCAUGAAUGACUAAUGAGCGACACCGAUUUUAUGUUUCGGCAUUCUAACUAGUUGGACAUGGGACAAAAGAUAUAAAUCGUAUUGAUUGUCCUUCGUUGUCUCAUUUUCAGUGAGGUGACAUAAGAUGUUAUAAUUAAUCGAGGUGUAGAACAUACUCAUACGGAAGUAAUUUGUCAGCCGGGCUAUAAGUCGUAGUCAUUAGUGGAGCGUGGCGACCACUGUCACCAUUCCCCUA
This is a messenger RNA of Amphibalanus amphitrite, 1579 nucleotides long. Its product is annotated as protein rogdi-like. NCBI's taxonomy places the organism in Eukaryota, Metazoa, Arthropoda, Thecostraca, Balanomorpha, Balanidae. The transcript has 2 exons. The record is from RefSeq and is a predicted model, not a curated record. Bases 184 to 1056 code for a protein of 290 amino acids. Gene Ontology annotation, cellular component: RAVE complex.